AUUUCGCAAGUGAUACCAUUUGAUACAUCCCGUCGUCCGAUACACUAUAGUUACAUGUUUUUUUUUUUUUUUUUAUGUUUAACUUAUUGUUCGGAACCAAAGGUUCGAAGAUGAAAUCGACUUAGCUCGCUGUAGAAUACGACAUAAACUUAGACAGGAGUGCAUGCAGUUUGCAUGAUUUCAUCAUAACCACUCGCUCGCUCGCAUUAUCGGACAAGUAAAUCAGCGGAGGAAAGCCACAAUCUAUAAUUUGUCCGAAGGCCAUAAUGGGCUUAUGUAUAUGGUCUGAUGAAGAGAGAUUAUAAGCCUCGUGGUCAUGAUAUAUGCGUCGAUGCUGUCAUCCGCAGGUACAGAGGACUGAUGUAUCAGGUCGACUGAACCCCUUUCAAAGACGAGAUUGGCUUAAACCCCUAUUGCGACUCUGGAAUUGGUGGUCCUUAUUCGUCCCCGGCAUUUUCAUCUUGCAUGGAGGCAUACCUUUCGGAUCAACCCAAUGGAUAAUACAGAGUGGUUCUGGCGAUGCUUCGCGCCACUGUAUUGUACCUUUUUUUUUUUUCCUACCUAACGUUACCAUCAAUAUAUGUUGUUGUUUGGCAUGUACACCUUAGGCGUGACUGAACAAGUUGUAACUACCAAUAGGACCAACAUGUCGGCCAACAUGUCGAGGGGAAAAGCCAAACACCCUUCACACCUUUUCACUCCACGUCUAAUGCACAUCUAGCAGAGCCCAACCUAAAAUCCGGCCAAGCUAGACGAGGAAGAAAGCCGACUGCUGGAAUUUUUCGUUGCUUAGAGGUAAGGUAUGUUGAAGGGAGGGAGAUGCCGUGUUUUCUCAUUACGGGAUGAAACUUGAAUUUUAACAACUUAAAAGUCUUAAGUGAGUAAAUAAAGGUGGGAUAUAAUAGGUACCUAAUCGUACAAUCCAUGAUAAUACAAUAUCAGGUACCUAAGGUAGGUGCAAUAUGAAUGGUUAAAUGCCCCCAAUAGCACUAUUGAAUGUCACGCUGGAACCAGGUUACUACCUACCUUUAUUAAUAGAGG
This is a messenger RNA of Daldinia caldariorum, 1041 nucleotides long. RefSeq lists its product as uncharacterized. Bases 324 to 608 code for a protein of 94 amino acids. The record is from RefSeq and is a predicted model, not a curated record. NCBI's taxonomy places the organism in Eukaryota, Fungi, Ascomycota, Sordariomycetes, Xylariales, Hypoxylaceae. The transcript has 2 exons.